This is a messenger RNA of Schistocerca cancellata (South American locust), 948 nucleotides long. RefSeq lists its product as uncharacterized. The transcript has 3 exons. Gene Ontology annotation, biological process: sensory perception of smell. Bases 1 to 948 code for a protein of 315 amino acids. Gene Ontology annotation, molecular function: olfactory receptor activity; odorant binding. The record is from RefSeq and is a predicted model, not a curated record. NCBI's taxonomy places the organism in Eukaryota, Metazoa, Arthropoda, Insecta, Orthoptera, Acrididae. Gene Ontology annotation, cellular component: membrane.
AUGCCGGACACGGCUCUCCAGAGCUUCGAGCUGCUGGGCCCCGGCGCGGUGGCGCUGUCUCGGCUGGGCCUCUGGAUGCCUCACGGUGGCCGCAGGCCGGGCUCCCGGCUGCUGGGGGCCGCCUUCGUCACCGCCGUCAGCGUCUCAGCGUGCCUCAACUCGGGCACGCAGAUGCUCGUCGACACACAGACCGAUCCCGCAGUUUUCCGCGAGGUCUUCUUCCUCUGCACCUCUACUUUCUCUUGGACCAUCAGGAAAAUGGUGCUGAGUCUGCUGGAUGCAAGGAGGUUGUUCCCAGACAAUGGUGCAGGUGUCCGGGAGAAGUACAGCAGGACUGCCAGCACUGUGUGGAAGCUGUGGCAGGUGAGUCCUCUCAGUCAGAGAGUACCAGUCACUCUUCAUACAGAGGUGUGGAAGGCUUAUCAGGUCGCUACCAGCGGUGACGGUGGUGUGUGUAUGGGAGACCCACUCAUUCGGACCCUAACGUCGCCACCAGCGGGCAACAGCACCAGGCCGCUCAUCUUCUGGCUUCCCGUCGACGUGCAACACUCGCCCGCCUAUGAAAUCACGUACGCCAUCCAGGCUGUUGGCGCAGGGGCAGCUGGGGAGACGAGCAUCCUGUUGGACGUUUUCUUCGUCGUUCUCUUAACCCAUGCAGCAUCUGAACUAGCAGUCCUGAACAAGAAUAUCGAAGGAAUCGGACUUUCGAAGCUUCGUGACCGAGUAAAUGAAGCAGAGAGGGACAUGAGUGUGCAACUUCAAGAAAGUCGCACUGAUGAAAAGAGUAGGUCACAACCAAGCUACACGUUCAAUGGGUGUUUACCUGCGCCCGUGAUCACUGUAGACAGUAGCGGGAAUCUCUUCUUUCUGAAUAGAGAUGACAAGCGAUGGACUCCGUACAGCACUUUAGUGAAGAACAUUCGACACCAUCAACUUAUAAUAGCGUAA